Messenger RNA from Balaenoptera musculus (blue whale), 449 nucleotides. RefSeq names its product 28S ribosomal protein S21, mitochondrial-like. Gene Ontology annotation, molecular function: structural constituent of ribosome. The transcript has a single exon. Lineage: Eukaryota; Metazoa; Chordata; Mammalia; Artiodactyla; Balaenopteridae. Gene Ontology annotation, cellular component: ribosome. The record is from RefSeq and is a predicted model, not a curated record. Bases 28 to 291 code for a protein of 87 amino acids. Gene Ontology annotation, biological process: translation.
GCAGACUGAAGGCUUAAAUCCAAGGUCAUGACAAAACAUCUGAAGUUCAUUGCCAGGACUGUGAUGGUACAGGAAGGGAACGUGGAAGGUGCAUACAGGACCCUAAACAGAAUCCUUACCAUGGAUGGGCUCAUUGAGGACAUAAAGCGACGGCGAUACUACGAGAAGCCUUGCCGCCGGCGACAGAGGGAAAGCUCUGAAACCUGCCGGCGAAUCUACAACAUGGAAAUGGCUCGCAAGAUCAACUUCUUGAUGCGAAAGAAUCGGGCGGAUCCAUGGCAGGGCUGCUGAGGCCUGUGGAUAGGAGGCCCCAUGUGAAAAUCCUUAUCCAGCUGUCUCCACUUCUUUUCUUUCUCCCACCCCAUUUUCUCUUACCUUUCUUACAAUAAACUCAAUCACGUAUAUGCAAGAAGGCCUGCGUAUAUAGAAGCAAUCCCACUAGUCAGCAA